GUAUUCCAUGCGUGUGUACACUGUAUGACAUGUAUGUGUGUCCGUGUGUGAGUAGUUUGCUAUAAUAUUCCUUUGGGUUUAUUUAAAAAAAAGAAGUUUAUUAUUUUUUUCUCUUUUCCCGCUCCGGUCUGCUUUCAUGCAAACCUUUUUCGCAUGAAUCGCACGCGGCGUGGACAAUGAACUAAUCGGUUUCGGUUAUUAUUUUAUGCUAGCACACUGCCCGGUGGACGACACACCUCUUGAAAACCUGAUAGCGCGCGUGUUUCAUCGAAGACCGACGACACUCGAACAAUCGCCAUGAUAACGGUGAGUAAAAAAAAAUAACACGGUUUUCCGAAGCAUAGAUAUUAUUAAAUUCUAUCGUGUUACUUACCUUUGCUUGUUAUGAAGAGAACGUUUGUGAUAGUUUCAACCUAGUAUUCGUUCUUCGGGUCUUGUGUAGGUACCUAAUUGGGUCCACCUCUGAAGGAUUGACUGUAAAUGGAUUGUUAUUACAGCACGCGCCUCACUGUCCACGGCGGUCUGUCUUUUACCAUAUAUGGACUAGUUGUUGUGAAAGCUUAAUAGUGGUCCAAUGAUACUUUAUAUGGUCUUGUAAAACCGUAUUUCUAUAACACUGGUGUCCUCUCCUAUAGAAUGUUACACUGUAUCCCUUGUUAAUGUAUAGAAAGUGAAAUUUGUGUAGCUCAUAGACCGGCUUUGCCCGGCAUUAUUGAUUUUUGUUCCAUGGGGUAGGCAAUGCAAUCCGCACAAUACUGACCUUGACCCUUAUUUUGGGAAAUCGUGAAAUCUACAGUUCUAUUGUAAUUUGAAAUAAUAUUGAUGAGAAGAUAUUUUGAUACUAACCAUUAGAUGAUGAAUUUACUCACAAACAUGGUAAAUGUAUACUUAGCGUUUAAACUUGUUUUAAAUAAACAAUGAAUGUAUAUUGUUGUCUGUGUCCAUCAAAUUCUAUUGAAUAUGAGUACUUAAGGAUAGUGCUAUAUCUCGUUUUACAAUAUAUUUCAUAUAGGUAGAUGAUUUACUACACAUUUAUUUCACAAAUAUAGUUUUAUGGAUUUACAGGUUCAAAAAUUGAUGUUUAGAUAGGUACUUGUAAUUAUUUGUUUUAUGUUUAAACAUUAUUGCUAUUCAUUGAUGAUAAACAUUCACUUGUUAAUAUUACUUAGGAUUUAUUUUUCUGUUUGGGUUUGUGUAGACAAUUGCUACCUAUACUCUGGAUAAAUAAUGUAAAAAACUAAUAUUAGGUACCUAAUCAAAUUUCCUUUCUACCUAGUCUAUCAGUUAUCAGAUGUUAAGUUUCUAUAUUAGUAUAGAAACUAUAUUUAUUAACAAUAAAAGAAAUCUUGGGCUAGCCUAUACAAAUCGAAAGCAUAAUAAUUUAAUAUUGUUUUAAUAUGUUGCGUGUAGUGUAGUGUUUUACUUUAAUAUUUAAUCCAAAUUAAUUAAUGUCAAUGUAUAAAGUUUAUAUUGGGUAGGUAUUAAUACCAAUAACUGAAAAUGAAUGUAAGUUUUUUCUAAAAUAUUUUUUGGAAAAAUAGUUUAAUUCUUCAUAAAUAUUAUGUAAGCAAUAUUUAAACAAUGCGUGAGGUCACAUGAAUGGUGCUCUAAUACUCAACCUAAAUUUAAAAUUGGAAUAACUUGUCAAUGGGUUGACCGAAAUUAAAAAUUACAACACCAAAAUGUAUUUAAAUCUCAAUUCAAAUUAAAACUUAAUCUAUUCAUAGAAUUUCAAAUUCUGAGUGAAGUUUAUUGGUUUUAUAAUAAUGUUUAUUUUUAUUUUUUAUUAUUUUACUUUUUUUAUAUGGCACAAAAUUUCUACCGGAAAUCUUGAUUCGAUUUUUAAGUGUUACACCUUUUUUGAAAGGAAAUUUUUAUCUUUUUGUACAAUAAGACCUUUUUUUGAUUUUACUAGCAAUUUUCAUAAUAAUUGGGCAAAAACCUGAAAAUGUAUGAAAGUAGUGAUUUUAUUAUUUUCAAUUUUGUUUUUAUUUAUUAUAAUUCAGUUCAAAAUCUUUGUGGAGAAUUGAAAUUUAGAUAGGAAAUUCCUAUUCUAGACGUGUUAAUUUCACUCUUGAAAAUAAAAACAAUGUAACUUUUAUUUUAGAAUAUAUGAUAACAAAAAUUCAUUUUUUUUAAAUAUAAGGAUAUCAUUACUCUUGCAAUCAAAAAUGAACAAUAAUAGUAAAUUAAUAAUUUAUACAUCUUUACUUAAACAUCUAUAGACUUACGGCAUUCAACUGUGGGGUGCCGAUAAACCCUUUAACGCCUGAAAAAUACAAUCCAUUCUUCUGCACCUAGGUACAUAAUAAACAUUAAACUCCACAAAGAUCUCAAAGUUCACACCUUGAAUAAAAUCUCCAAAAUUUACUACACCAAAUUCCACAAUAACCUACAGUCGCAUAUUAAACCCUCUAAUCACCAAACAAUAUUCAAGAACAGUACCUGACAACUCAUGUUGAAGAUUAAAAAGGAAAUGGUGUGGGGACCUUCUGUAUUAACAUAUGAUGAAAAAAAUCUUUAACCAAAUUGAUUAAUAAAUUCAAAAUAUUAAUUGUCAUUACUUAUAUUCUUAUAUCUUUAUUGCUAAAUGUUCAUAUUCUUGUAUAGAUUGUAAUUUACUUUAUAAAAUAAAAAAAAUAAAGGAUAUCAUAGAAAUGUUGACUAUAACAUGAAAUUUGAAAGACCCUGUAUAGAUGAUUCCAUGUACUAUUCCCUGUACUGAUGUUCUAUAGAUAGUCAUAGCUAGUAAUUUAUUAUUUUAAUGUGUUUAUUUAUUUUAUAUAGUCAUGGUUGUAUAUAUUAUAAAGGAAGUUAACUAUUAAAAAUCCUUGAAUAUAAUAUUACUGUCACAAUAAACAAUUUAAGUGUUUAAAAUAAUUUUGUAUGCUUUUGAUAAAGAUAAUUUUCAAGUUUUGAUAUACUAACAACUUUAAUAAAAACUAAAAAUAUUUACAUUUUCAAAUUCUCUAAUAUCUUCCUAAUUAUACAGACUGUCCCACAAAAAUAUAUCUCUUGAAUAUCUCUGGAGAUAAUAAAGAUAAUCAAAUUCUGUUUUUUUUUUUUUUUUUUUUUAAAAAUAUAACUUUAUUUUGUUAUUUUCGGAAAAUUUUAAUGUAUCACACAUUUAUAUCCAAUGAAUAGUUUCUAAGUAACGUUUUAAAUUCUACUAAUCCAUAUGAAAACCAAUGUUAUCUAGGGAAUAAUCUAACUGCGUUAUGUGAUGACAUUGGUUUUCAUAUGGAUUAGUAGAAUUUAAAACGUUACUUAGAAACUAUUCAUUGGAUAUAAAUGUGUGAUACAAUAAAAUUUUCUGAAAAUAAUAGAAUAAUGUUAUUUUUUAAAUUUUUUUACUAAAAUAAAAUUGAAUACAAAUAUAAAUAUUUGUAGUCCUCUUCUCUGUGAGUAAUAUAUUUAAAAAAAAAAAUAGAAUUUGAUCAUCUUUAUUAUCUCUAGAGAUAUUGAAGUGGUAUGUUUUCGUGGGACAGCUUGUAUAUUAUAUUAACAUAGCAAAAAUUAAAUAUGAAAUAACCAAAGUAAAAACAACAACUUACAAAAACACAAAUAACUCAUUUUAUUGAUUUAUUUUAUAAAUAAUUAUAUUUAUGAUGGAACUUAAUAUUAUUAACACAACUUGAGCUAGGUAAGGAAACAAUAUAUUGAUUGUAUCAAUACUUUGUGUCGAAAUAUUGUUCAUUUUUUUUUUUUAUUAAUACUGCUUUGCUAAUAUAUCUAGGCGAUUGAUAUUUUAAUGCAAAAUAUCAACAUUUCAAUAGCAUUGAUACUUAAAAUUUAAUUUUAACAAUUAUUUGUAAGAUGUAAAAUAAAAUCCUACCUAAAGUGAUUUUUUUUUUAAUUGUAGUUUAUUGUAAAAAAAUUAGAUUACCGAACAAAUUUAUUUUCAGAUUAUUGCAGUUCAUUUAAUAGAACUGAAACAUUGUGAUUAUUUUUUUUUUAGUAUAAAGUGUAUAAAUUAGGAAAUAUUGUUUUUUGGUGUUAUUGUUGAAAUGAAGUUAUUAUAUUAAUAUCCAUUUUUUUUUUUGUGCACUUAUACAUCAUUAUUUAGUUGAGACUUUUUAUCUUGGUUAGUUGAUUUUUAAUUGUUGAAGGUAUAUUUUAAUAUUGAUAUUAGUUAUAUGAUAUUGGAUAUUUGUAUUGAUAGUUAUUAAUUGUUUGUAAUCUCCACCUAAGGCAAAAUAAUCAUAACUAAAUUUCUCCCCUCUGAAAAAAUAGGAUUAGCUUUAUUCUAUAACUUAGUAGAUUGUACAUUUAGUUAUUAUUUUAUACCAACAAAUGAAGAAGGUGUAAAACAAAAUUUAAUUUUAUAUUUUAAAUUUCUAAAUUAUUGAAUUAUGUAAAACUGAAAUUAUUAUUUCUAGGAAGUGUACUUGUAAAUCAAGGGUUUAUAACCUGUGGUACAUGGCACUUGAAGUCCAUGGUUAGCUUUGAUUUAAAAAUAAUGAUUUGAACUGUUUGAUGACUCAAGCUAGGUUACGACUGUUGUAAUUGAUAUAGAUUUGUCUGUGGGUAUUUUUGGAAACAUUAGGUAGUGGUAUUCUGUAUCGUGGUUCUGAUUGCAACUGGCAAACAACUAACCAAAAUAAUUUCUCACUGAGUAUCCUGUAUAUUGUACUGUAUCUGUACAAUUGCUUUUAUUUGGUAGGUCUGUUGCUAUAUUUUAUAACUUAAUAGAUCUAAGAAUAUUUCUAAUGGCUAUGAAUAGGAAACAGAUUUAUAUGUACUUCAAGUCCGCAAUAAAGCACUUACAAAUAUUUAAAAAAGCAAAUGUGGCAAAAGGGUUUUAAAGUCCCCACUCUAACGGUUCUAACCCUAUUUAAUUCAAAUUUUUAACAUAAGUAAAUUAAUUUCAAGCAUUUUUGUCUUUUUAUAACAUGUACAAAUAUAUUUGAAGAAAAUUACUUUGUAAUAAUUGUUUUUUAGUGUUAAAAAAUUAUUUUUAACAAGUCAAUAACAAUAGAUUGGAACCUUUUUAAACCUCUACCUGUACUGUUCUUUUAAAUAUUUUUUACUAAAUAUAUCUAUAGUGUAGGUAUUUAAGAAUAAUUUGGGUAAUAGCUUCAUAUAAUUAUGAAAAUACAUGUAGUUAGUACAUAAAACUUUCUAAUACUUAUGAGCGACUAAAUGUUAUCAAAAAGUCAAGUUAUAAAUGAUUUGAUAAUUAGUUAUUAAAAUUAUUUAUAUAAUUUAAACUUACUGUACUAUGAUUUAUGAUUUAUUUUAAUAAGUUCAUUAAAUAGGUCAUAUUAAUUAGCGAGUUAAUUAGUAUUUUUACUAAUUUUUAAAUUAAAUUUUGUUCUUAAAUUAAUAAUAAAUCAAAUCCAUUUGAGUUUUUUCCAGUGUCAUUUAAUAAUUAAGUAACACAAAAUAUAUAAUAUAUAUAUUUUAUAGUAUAUUAUACUAAAAUGAUUAACUUUAUAAUUGUCACAUUCUAAUAAAAUAUAUAGUUUUAUUUUAUUCCAUUAACCAUAACUAUAGUUACAGUUAAAACUAACCAAAUAUUGAUUACAAAACAUAUUAUUUAUCUAUAAAAUACUUAAAACAUAUGACUUAUUUAACACAGCGCUCACUAGUUAUACAUAUUAAAUAAUAAUUACAUUUUUUUACACAAAUAAAUGAACAAAGUUCCUUUAUCAAAUGUUAACAUGUCCAAAACAUAUUUCCUGUGCUUUUUUUGCAUCGACUAUCUAACUUACUUAUAACUGUACAUUAAUUAUAGAUUUUUAUACACAAUUAUAAAAUAUAUCUUAAAUCAUUAAUUUGGAACAUUAUCGAAUAGCUACACCAUUAAUAGUUACUGUGGCCCCUGAAUGGUCUGAUUUUGCUUUAGAGACCGGUGAUGUCUCAUAGUAGCUGUUUGGCUCAUCAUAUGUGUAAUCCGUUACUGAAUCGUAAAUAUGAUUCUGUACAUCACUUAAUGAAGCAUAUGACAUAACCGCCGUAUUUUGUUCUUCUUUACGUACUGCUCCUUCGACAUUUUCUGUAUUUUUGACUGGAGUUGGACGUUUUCUAUUUUGACACAAUUUUAUUUUUAAAUUGAUUGUUUCUUUUACAAAAAUAUAUUUUAAAUAUACUUACAAUCUUAAAUAAAUUAAGGCGAGAAGUAUGACUAGGAAUAAAACGAUGCCACCUCCAACAGUAACCGCUAAACCUAGCGUUCUAGUAUCACUUAUUGCUGUACUUAUUGCUAUAAAAAAAAAAAAUAUGCAUACAUUAUUAUUUUAUAAGUGUAUUUAUAAAUAAAUAAUAAUACAAAAUUAUGACAAUUUAUUCUGAUAUUUAAAUGCUAUGAUAUAUUUGAACUUACAUUGGCAAUAAGGUUGUUCUCCUGACCAUUGGCCAUCAUCCAGACAUUUUCUCAUGUAAGGACCUAUUCUUUGAAAAUGAGGGAUACAAUGGUAUUCUGCUGCACUGUUGUAAGUUGUUGUAUCAUUCAUUAUUAUAACCCUACCAUUUUCUAUUAAACCAGGGUGUUUACAGUCGAUCACUAAAAUAAAAACAAAUUUUAAAUAUUUACUAAUUGCAUAUUAGGUUUUUAAGUAUUUUUUUUAUACUUUGACAUGUUGGUGGUCUCCCACUCCACGAUCCUUUGGGUAAGCAAUGUCUUGUGGCAUUGUCAAUUGUGAAAUAUCCUCGUGGACAUGUGUAUUCUGCUGUUCCACCAACAGUUCUUGAUGUAAUCCUGAUUGAUAGAUUGUUUUCGGUCUUGAGCUCAUCACAAUUUAUUUCUUAAUAUAAAUAGGUACAUGUGUUACAAAUUAAUUUGCUUUUUUUAAUUGUUGAUUAUUCAUUUACCUUGACAUUUUGGAGUUUCUGAACUCCAUGUACCAUUUUCAAGACAUAAUCUUCUACCAUGUCCAUCGAGUUGAAAGUGAUCAUUGCAUUCGUACAACACAGCUGAACCAUAAUAUGUAACAUUGGAUACCAAGUUGAACUUUCCAUUAUCAAUACUUUCAGGAGUACCGCAAUCGACAUCUAUGAAAAGUAUAGAUGUUAAAAUAUUUACUUUUGUUAUAAUUAUAACUGUACGUACAAACACAUUGUGGUAUCACACCAGUCCAUGAUCCUGUAUCGUCACAAUUACUUAUUGGUUCACCAACAACCUUAUAUCCUCGUUCACAUCGAUAUUUGACUAGUGCUCCAAUUUUGUAAGUAGAAGUUGAAACUACAUCAGAAGAAGUUCUUAUUAAAGUUCGUCCGUACAAACGAUCAUUACCUGUUACUGAUAAUACACUGUGUUCUGGUAGAAUUGGUUCUGGACAUCUUAUUUCUUUAGACAAAAUAUAAUACAUUUUAAAUUUAUAGAAUAUGCUUUGUUAUAACUCUUAAACCUUUGUUUAUAUAAUUUUUAACUUUUAAUUUUUUUUUUUUUUUUAAGAGUUGUUUUUACCUUCACAUUUUGGAGCAGUCCCACUCCAUGCUUGAUUUUCUUGACAGCGUCGUAUAGCUGUUCCGGUUAAUCUGUAGUUAUUACUACAGCUAUAUUUUACUUCACUGUCGAGGUGCGUAGAGUCAUUGAAAUAAUGUAAUGUACCAUAAACUGGCGGCAUGAGUUUACCACAAUCAAUAUCUAUGGACAUAAUAAUAAUUUAUUGUAAUAACUCUAUAACAUAAUCAGUGGUGUGGCAUAAUUAGAGGUAGAGAAAAUAUUGCUAUUAUAAAUAAUAAAAAUCUGAAAAUAUUAAUUUUUUCGUCCGUACGCGUAUAAAUACUCACAUUCACAUUCUGGCGGUGUUGUACUCCAUUCGCCAUUAUUAUUACACUGCAAUAUCGACGUUCCGAUCAGUUUAUGGCCUGGAUCACAGUGGUAUUCGAUGCUCGAGUGGAUGUUAAAGUCGUAUCCAACCACAUAGCCUCCGGUGGGUACUUCGGGUUCUUGACAUGUGAUCACUGCAUCGCCGACAACAAAACAAUAUUUUAUCGAUCUUUUAAGAUUUUUUUAUUAUGUUUGAUCGUAACUUACGUUGGCACGUGGGUGGGUCCGCCGACCAUUUCGCCUCUUUUGUGCAAAUCUGUCGGCGACUGGUGUGAGGUUGAAGCCAAUAGUCUUGGUCGCACGUGUACUCAACAAUGCUUCCGUGCGUCGUCGUACUAUUGACCAACGAAGCCAGUCCGUUUUCGAUUAUUUGUGGCGGUCCGCAGUCGACAAAUCUACAGACUAGCGGUUUUCCUGACCAUUCUCCGCCGAGUCCGCAUUUUAACUCCUACAUAAAAAAAUGUUUCAAAAUUAUUUUAAUGUCUUAAUAUCUAUAUAUUAUUUAGUAUAUUACAAAAUAAACAAAAAUAUCGAUCUAACCUGUUGUCCGCCGACGGCCACGAAUCCUUGUUGACAAGAAUAAACAGCUACCGACCCGGUCUUGUGACCCGUGAUCGUGACUGUAGCUCCUUGUACUUCGGUAGGAUCUCCGCACCAAUCGACUAUAUUGAAGAGGAAAACGAAAUAAAUUUUAUUUUCUAGUAUAUUUCAAGAAUAAUAUUGGGAAAACGAAGGUGGCACGUACAUAAGCACUGCGGCGUGCGUCCGCUCCAUUUGCCAUCUUCGGCGCACGUCCUCUUGGCGUCCCCGUUCGACAAACUGUAAUUCUGAUUACAAGAGUAUUUGGCAAUCGCUUUGAACGUGGUCCUGUUAUCUUCCAGUAUGACUGUACCGUUUUCUAUGCCGUUUAACGGUCCACAAUCGACGUCUGUGUAAGAAGAUUAAUAGUAAUGAUUGUGUAACUAAAUCGAUUUUAUUUAUCUUAAUACAUUUGCACGUCGGUGACGAUCCGGUCCAAAAUCCGUUGUCGCCGCACGUCCUCUUGGCCGAGCCCUGCGUGUAAUGUCCUUCUGGACAAACGUACUCGAUGACUGACGCCACUUUAAAAGUGUACGGACUCAUGAUUGUGCUGUUGACCUUGAUGUCGGGACUUCCACACGUUGUCGGCGCUUUAACGAGUGGGAAUAUUACAAUAAUUUAAUAUUUUAUUAAAUAUCGUAUUUUAUUAGUGAAAGUGUGCCGUUCAACUCACUGUAUUGACAAAUCCAAUGUAAAUAAUCCAAAUUGCAUCCUACAUCAUUCCACAGCCAUUCCCGGCCGCCGUCGAGCACCACGCAAUUCUGUUCACCGUUGUAGUUGUUGGGUUGAUCUUUUCCCCAAGACGGUUUCGUUAUCACAUCACCUGCAGCGCAUUUUGUACAAAAUUAUUAAGAGUUCCCUAAGUUUUGUAUACUGCAAAGUGCGCGUGCCAAAGAAAUACAUCAUCGGUUUUUUACAGCCCUACUUGUGGUAAGUUAACAUAAUUUUGUCGGUCUUACCGUUCACCCAUUUCCACGUCCUCGACGUGAGACCCGGCUCUUUUUGCGCUCCGAUCCAAAUCAAUUGGGUCUUGAGCCUGGAUUUGCGCCGUUCUAGUUCGGCAGCCAAAAACGUUGAAGCCGAACCCCGGAACCCGUGUACUAUGUCGCCACUUCCAGCGGCCUGACAUUUUUGACGGGCGUCCGCGAACGAAGCGCCUCGGUUGACGUUGAACUCAUAACACUUAUUAUCGAAAACGGCCACGUCGGUCUGCGAGGAAGUACCUCCCGGCGCACAGCGGUCGAGGGAAAAUUCUACAAAACGUGUGGAAAACGAAUUAAGUUUAUCAUUUGUAAGGGUGGGACUCUCAUCAAGUCCCCCUCAUAAAUAUGUGCAUGUUAUUCCUUUAGGAGUUCUCGAGCGACAUAUAAUAUAAUAUAAUUUUAGGUUACCUACUCCUAUAUCUAUAUAAAUUUGUUUUUUAUAUACUGACUAACCUUCUGUAGAAUAGACUUCGACUUCGCAUAAUGAUAACGAGCCUUCGACGCCUACCAGUUGCAGAAACACGUACUGCCCGAUUAUUUGUCGGGCACAACUUAGAAUUUUAGUCGUACCUUCCUCUGAAAAUCGUAUGAAAUGUAUUCGGUUAUUUUGUUAUCAUAUAUAAACGUAGUAGAAUGCAGUUUGCGCUUUUCGAUUCUUACCGAUUGUUCCCGGAAACCACGAACAUAACGGGUUCCUUUGCAAUUCUGUGCUACUGUUACCGACUCUGAUUUCUAUAUCCUGCAAUGGCAUAUGACCUGAAAGAUUUAUUUAUCCUUUAAAUUUGUGUCCAGUAACAGUAUUAAUAACUAUUAGUUUACUACGUAUAUUAUUAUGAUUUUUCGGCGUUUUUAAUGAUUUAUAAGAUUGCUUACAGAAAAACAAUUAUUUUUACCUCCGUUAAUUACGUUAUUCUUGUACACAAACACGCGUACAAAAAAAUAAUUAAAAUGGGUGUGGCGUGCAAAUGAUCCGUAUAGAGCUGCUAACUAGUUAUAGCGAAGGGCAAUACUGUCCUUCGCGCGCGAGUCUCGGUUGUAACUAUCCGUUUAAAUAUGAAUAAAAUAUAUAAAAAAAAAUUAGGUACUGUGUGUGUAUACGAGAAAAAAAAAGUCGUGGGCGAUACAGGAGCAGCAGAGGUUCAUUACUCCUUGAAACUAGUUUUUGAAUCGUUUCUAUACAAUAUUAUUAUUAUAUCCAGUAUAAUCCUACACAGAUUUUUUCAUUCCAUUAUUUUGAUAACGUCACGCCAGUCACGUCCGUACAAAUUUGUAACCUUCCACAGUGGUCAGAUCGUAUCAAAAUUAUACCUACCCGUAUGUUUUUAUUUUCCUUCGGAAUUAAACUGUAAUUGUACUUCAUAAUGACGAUAAGUGCGCGACGUGUUACUGUCAACUCACAGGUCCUUGGUUUUUAAAUUAUAAUUCCAAAAGACCGCUGCGGUCCUGGUUGAUUUGAAGCGAUAAAUAAAAAUACAUUUUUUUUUCUUUUAAAAUGUACUAUAUGUUUGUAUUUCUUUUUUUUCAGACUGAAGUAUCAAAAACGGCAAUCAGCGCGGCUGCUGCCGGCAUCGCGGGACUGUGUUUCGUCGGCUACUGUAUUUAUUUCGAUCGUAAGCGCCGCAGCGACCCGAAUUUUAGAUCGAACCUACGCAAGAAGCGGUUGAUGGCUAAGGAACAAGAACAGGCUGCGCGAGCUGCCAAGUCAGCGUUUCCGGAUUUCACGGACCAACAAGCCGUUCAACGGUUCUUCUUGCAGGAGGUGCAGAUGGGCGAAUCGUAUUUGGAACAAGGUGACGUGGUUAAGGGCGUGGAACAUUUGGCCAACGCGGUAGUGGUGUGUGGACAGCCUACCGAACUGCUCAACGUACUCCAGCGGACGUUACCUGAUCAGGUGUUCGAACUGCUUAUCAAGAAACUGCCAGAGUUGGGCAAAAAUCUAAUGAGGAAACCCCAGCCUCCAUCAGGGCCUGUCAUCAAGGAAUUGGACGUGUCUGACGUCGAAUAGAAUGCGCGCGCCGCGACGACGACACUGCCCAAUUAUUAUUACUAUUAUUAUUAUUAUUUUGAAAACUUUCUUUUUUCUAAUCCUUAGGGAUUUUAGGGAAAAUUUUCCAGGUAGAGAGCAUUGUUGUAAUUAUAAUAAAUUGUUUAAAAUAUAAUAAUGUUAUAAUAUUUUAGUAAACGAGUGAAAAAUGUAAAAUGUGUAAACGCCGCGGCCGCUCACCUACUAACACGCGAGUAUUUUUUUAUCGGAGUCUUAUAUUUUAUGUAGUUUGAUAUUUGUCAUUACACCGUGCACUAAAUAUUAUUAUUCAAAUUAUAUCCUAUUACGGAGUAAAGUACUCGUAAGUAAUAUGAAUAAUUUAUUAUUAUAUUAAAUGAAUGGACAAAUAUUAGUUUAUUAUUAUUAUUAUUUUUUUUUUUUUUUUUUUUUUUUUUUAUUUAUUGUUUCUAACGCACCAAUUAUUAUGUUUUAUUUUUCCAAAUUCGGUAUCAGAAUUUCGUUCAAAUCUUGGCGAAAAUCUGUCGAAUGUUUAGACCAAUUCACUAUGUAAGUAAUCACGUAGUACAUAGUGUAAAGUAAACUAUUUAUACAUUUUAAAUCACAGAGAUGAUGUGUACUAAUUAGAUGGUGUACACAUCAUAUAUUUAUAGGUAUGGUUACACAUUACUUAUAAGUACAUAUAUUUUACUAAAAAAAAGAAAACUUAGUACAUAUUUACAUGUUAUAGAUUAUAAUAAUAGUAUUAUAGCCAAUUUACGGAUAUUAUAUUAUAAGUAGAUGUCAAACGGACUUUGAUGAUAUUUUAUUUUUUCUUAAAUUUACUCGUCCGUGGCUAUAAUAUGUUAUAUUUUUGUCGGAAUUAUUAAAAGCAAUACUAAUAUUAUUACUACGCCAUUAUUAAUUUUUUUUUUGUAAUUUAAAUAAAAUUGUACAUGAAAUCGAUUCUCUUUGUUGUUGUCAAUCAGUAGCCUAAUACUUUUCCCAAAUUUGUUGACGUGCAGAUAGAAUUUAACGUUAACCUGUAUCAGAGGCAAGAAUUGUUGAAUUUUAAUGUUAAUGAAUUAUAUUCUAUUUACUCCAUGAUGAUACAAUCAAGAGCAAAGUAGUUUAAAUAAAUGUAUUUUAUGUUUGGUUGAGCAUAGACUAAGUUGUUUAAAGAAUUAUGUGUCUAUUUUUAUACAUACAAAUUUACUAUCAUAAAAAAAAAUAUUCUCGGGUUGGUUAACGCUAAAGUGUAAUUUGGGGUGUCUGUGUGUGUGUGUUUGGUUGUUUUCUGGUACUUACCACAGCAUCCUCUGGUCGUAAUUGAUACCGCUCGGACAGGGUAUGGCUGGAGCAGAUCAACAGACCACCACGGGGACGGUUCCUUGAGCGUUUCUGUGCACCUACGACCAUCAUGUACGGUAGUCGAGUCCCCAUCGUUGGCGUUCCCGGAAUUUCCGCCCCUGGCCGUUGUUGACUGGUUAGUUGGUUUGUGGACGGCCACGUUGGUUCCUGUUUAAA
Cinara cedri is the source of this 12844-nucleotide messenger RNA. The record is from the annotation of a GenBank genome assembly. NCBI's taxonomy places the organism in Eukaryota, Metazoa, Arthropoda, Insecta, Hemiptera, Aphididae.